CAACAUGUCUUUGACUAGAAGAACUGCCUCUAGUCGGACCACCAGCAGCGGCAGCAGCAGGAUGAGUUCAGACGGAGGAGGGCGUCCGGUGAAGGUGGGGUCUGUGGUGGAGGUGAUUGGGAAGGGCCAGCGUGGGACAGUGGCCUACAUCGGCACCACCUCCUUCGCUUCGGGGAAAUGGGUGGGGGUGAUUCUGGAUGAGCCCAAAGGGAAGAAUGAUGGCACUGUGCAGGGCAAGAGGUACUUCACCUGUGACGAGAACCAGGGCAUAUUCGUCAGGCAGUCUCAGAUUCAGCUCGUUGACGAUGGGGCUGACACCACUUCUCCAGAAACGCCGGAACCUGGAGUUGGAAAAGUCCCCAAACGAGAAAUCAUGGACCCAUCCAAGUCCAGCAAAGUGCGAGGACUCAAAGCCAAAAAGACUGCGACCCGAAAGCCAAAGCCCAGUCGUCCGGCUGGCUCCAUGGGUAAAGGCGCUGCGUCAGGCUCGGCCUCUGCGUCGGCCGGGGAGAUGAGCAGCAGUGAGGCCAGUACACCUGCCCAAACGCCCCUCGCUGCUCCUGUCAUCCCCACCCUCCACUCCCCCGGGAACCCCCCAGCUCCUGUGCCCAGCAAGGAGGAGGAGGCUUUACGAGCUCAGGUGAAGGACCUUGAGGAGAAACUGGAGACUCUGAAAAUGAAACGGACUGAAGAUAAGGCCAAACUGAAGGAGCUGGAAAAACACAAGAUCCAACUGGAGCAGCUGCAGGAAUGGAGGAGCAAGAUGCAGGAACAACAGGCUGAGCUACAGAAGCAACUCAAGGAGGCCAAGAAAGAGGCAAAGGAAGCUCAGGAAGCUAAGGAGCGUUACAUGGAGGAGAUGUCGGAUACAGCGGACGCAAUCGAAAUGGCGACUCUGGACAAAGAGAUGGCGGAGGAGAGGGCGGAGUCUCUGCAAUUGGAGGUGGACUCACUCAAAGAGAGGGUGGAUGAACUCACCAUGGACCUGGAGAUACUCAAACAUGAGAUCGAGGAGAAGGGUUCAGAUGGGGCUGCGUCCAGUUAUCACGUCAAACAGCUGGAAGAACAGAACGGGAGACUCAAGGAGGCUCUAGUCAGGAUGCGUGACUUAUCAGCAUCAGAGAAACAGGAGCAUGUGAAGUUACAGAAGCAGAUGGAGAAGAAGAAUGUGGAGUUGGAUGCUCUGAGAGGACAGAAGGAGAAACUACAGGAGGAGGUGGCAGCAGCUGAGAAGACCAUCGACGAGCUGAAGGAGCAGGUCGAUGCAUCUUUGGGAGCAGAGGAAAUGGUGGAAACUUUAACCGAGAGGAAUUUGGAUUUGGAGGAGAAAGUGAGAGAGCUCAGAGAGACAGUCACUGACCUGGAAGCCAUAAACGAGAUGAAUGAUGAGCUGCAGGAGAAUGCCAGAGAGACAGAGCUGGAGUUGAGGGAAAUGCUGGACCUUGGAGCAGCCAGAGUCCGAGAGGCUGAGAAACGAGUGGAGGCAGCUCAGGAGACUGUGGCUGACUAUCAACAAACCAUCCAGAAAUACAGAGAGCUCACUGCACACCUGCAGGAGGUGAACCGUGAGCUGACCAGUCAACAGGAAGCAAGCGCAGAGCAGCAGCAGCAGCCUCCAGCCGAGAUGUUCGAUUUCAAGAUUAAAUUUGCAGAGACAAAAGCCUACGCCAAGGCCAUUGAGAUGGAGCUGAGGCAGAUGGAAGUGUCUCAGGCAAACAGACAUGUGUCUUUACUGACAGCAUUUAUGCCUGAGUCCUUCCUGCGUCAUGGAGGAGACCAUGAUUGUAUACUGGUGCUACUGCUUAUCCCCAGGCUCAUCUGCAAGGCAGAGCUGAUCAGCAAACAGGCCAGAGAGAAGUUUGACCUGAAUGAAAACUGCUCUGAGCGGACUGGCCUGAAGGGGGCAGCAGGGGAGCAGCUGAGCUUCGCUGGGGGCCUGGUUUACUCUCUCAGUCUCCUCCAGGCAACACUGCACAAAUAUGAACAGGCUUUGUCAGGGUGCAGUGUGGAGGUCUAUAAGAAGAUUGGCUCCCUGUAUCCAGAGAUGAGUGUUCACGAACGCUCUCUGGACUUCCUCAUUGACCUACUGCACAAAGACCAACUGGACGAGACCGUGAAUGUGGAGCCUCUCACUAAAGCUAUUAAGUACUAUCAGCAACUGUACAGCAUCCAUCUGGCAGACCAACCUGAAGAUUGCACUGUACAGCUGGCAGAUCACAUUAGAUUUACUCAAAGUGCGUUGGACUGCAUGGCGGUGGAGGUGGCUCGCCUGCGUUCCUUCCUUCACGCAGGGCAGGAGAAGACAGAUCUGGCUGUGCUCCUCAGAGACCUGGGGACCUCCUGCUCCGACAUCAGACAGUUCUGUAAAAAGAUCCGACGCAGAAUGCCCGGUACAGACGCUCCCGGUAUCCCAGCAGCACUCAGCUUUGGACCACAGGUCUCGGGCACUCUGUCAGACUGUAGGAAGCACCUGACGUGGGUGGUGGCAGUGCUGCAGGAGGUGGCAGCGGCCGGGGCCCAGAUGGUGUCUCCUCUGGGGGAGCAGGAGGGACUGUCUGCUGCUAAACUGGAGGAUGUGGCUUUUAAGGCUGGAGAACAGAUCUAUGGAGCUCAAGGUGCCAACCCACAUGAAUAUCUCCGUCAAUCCUGUGGCAGCGUCAUCGCCACCAUGAACAAAAUGGCCACCGCGAUGCAGGAGGGCGAGUACGACUCUGAAAAGCCCCAAAACAAGAAUCCUCCUCCCGUGGACCUCAGAUCUGCGGCGCUUAGAGCUGAGAUCACAGAUGCAGAGGGGCUGGGCAUGAAGCUGGAGGACAGAGAGACCGUCAUCAAAGAGCUCAAGAAGUCCCUCAAAAUCAAGGGAGAGGAGCUGAGUGAGGCCAGUGUGCGCCUCAGUCUCCUGGAGAAGAAACUGGACAGUUCAUCCAAAGAUGCCGAUGAACGAGUGGAGAAGAUCCAGAUGAGACUGGACGAGGCUCAGACUCUGCUCAAGAAGAAAGAGAAGGACUUUGAAGAGACGAUGGACGCGCUCCAGGCUGAUAUCGACCAACUGGAGGCGGAGAAGGCCGAGCUGAAGCAAAGAGUGAACAGUCAGACCAAGACCACCGUGGAGGGGGUCAGAGGAGGAGCCCAGUCUGGAAUCUCCUCUAUCGUCACAGGGGGCGCUGGAGAAGAACAAAAAGCCACUACAGUGUCCUGUCUGGGUUCAGGUUCAGGCCUCCAGGUGAUAGACUCUCCUCUGCUUACUCAACAAAUCCAAGUCCAGAGACUGUGCAUCAAACGACUCAAAAACGAGAACAACAGGCUCAAGGCUGAGAGGAUGCGAGCCCAGUUGGCAUCUCUGCCUCCUCUACAUGUGACUAAACUCCCCCCCAAAGGCUCCCCUGAAGUGAUCUCUAGUGCCCUCUACCGAAAAACAGACCAACUGCUGGAGACUCUGUUGCAGAUGAGUGCCAAUGUCAAAGUGGUGGAUGUCACUGGGAAAUCUCCUGUGACCCCGAGUGCUCAGCUGUUGGAGCAGACGGCUCGGCUCCAGUCUCUCUCAGAUACUCUGGACAGACUCAAGGAUGAAGUGGCAGAGCAUGUAGUGAAUCAGCACCCCGGAGCUCGAGUCUCAUCAGACUUUGCCACAUUUCCAUCAGCUCCAUUCGUCAAGGCAAAGGAGGAGAAGCUGGGUGAUGCUGUGUUGGUGGGGCGGGUGAUGGUUCCAUGUCCCAGAGGUCAGGAGCAGGUGCACCGCCUCGUCCUGUCCCCAAACCAGCUCCACAGGGUCCACAGUCUGCUCCAAACCACAUAAAGACCGGACCAAAACUUCAUGAAAUCCUGACAAAAUCCUGACAAUA
Boleophthalmus pectinirostris (great blue-spotted mudskipper) is the source of this 3842-nucleotide messenger RNA. RefSeq names its product dynactin subunit 1. The transcript is spliced from 30 exons. NCBI's taxonomy places the organism in Eukaryota, Metazoa, Chordata, Actinopteri, Gobiiformes, Gobiidae. Bases 5 to 3796 code for a protein of 1263 amino acids. Gene Ontology annotation, cellular component: axon; kinetochore; spindle pole. The record is from RefSeq and is a predicted model, not a curated record. Gene Ontology annotation, biological process: establishment of mitotic spindle orientation; nuclear migration.